AUGGCCCUCCGCACCCCCCCAACAGACCUCGAUAGCGACUACGGCUCUGAUUUCUCCCCCGAAGACCUCGAGGUCCUUGAUCGUCUCGUCGUCCAGACCCCAUCUACCGUCGUCAGCGUCCCUGCACCGCCGACUCCCUUCUUUUUCUCCCGCGAGAACACACCGUCUGCUCGCCGCGAUGCGCAUCCCCCGCGCUCACGCUAUGUGGCCAGCAUGCCGAUCGCGUAUGAGACUGAGCCCCUCGCGCCCCCCGCGCCCCCGGCAGUCAGUCGCAGCGCAUACCCAGGCGGCCCAAACGGCGCCAUCUACCCGGAUCUCUCCGCCGCGCUCUCCUCGCUCAACGAACCCACCACCACUGCCUCUCAGCCUGAAGCACCCCCCACCGAAGCCCCAGUCCCCGACACCCGAACCCCCCUCCAACGCUACCGCUCCUUCCCCCGCAAAGCCCUCUCCGUCACCGACCUCGUCUCCCCCGCCUGGUGCGAGCUGCAAUACUCCCUAACCCUCUCCCUCCACGGCCGCAAGCCGCGCACCGAAGCCAUGAAACGGGGAAGCGAGGUGCACGCCGCGCUCGAGGAGGAGGUGUAUACGUCUGUCCAGAUCGAGGUUGCGACCAAGGAGGAUGCGUGGGGGUUGAGGGUGUGGAAUGUUAUUCAGGGACUGAGGACGCUGAGGGAGGCGGGGAUGACGAGGGAGUUGGAGGUGUGGGGGGUGGUGGAUGGGGAGGUUGUGGGGGGGGUGAUUGAUGAGGUGGGGUUUAUGUGUCCGGAUUUGGAGAAGGAGGAGGAGGCUGUGAGGGCGCUUGCGGUGGCGAGAGGGGAGGCGCUGCCGAAGCCUAGGACGAUUCUGCCUACUGACCAGAGGGCGCUGGAUGAGUAUCUACAUCCCACACCCCCACAGCUGGCGAAGAGGAAAUUGUACAUUACAGAUGUCAAAACUCGCUCUGUUGCCUCCUUACCCCGCGGCGCUUCGUUCCGCCCGACGAAGCUCCAACUCAUGCUCUAUCACACCCUCCUCUCCUCCCUCGCCGCGGGCGACUCACCCCUCUCCGCUGUCGCGGCCCGCUAUGAGCUCGACACGCACGCGCAAUUCAGUCCUGCGUUCGUAGCGCAGGUAGCCGCUCUCGCAGACGAGGUAUUCUACGACGCCCCCUCCAGCGCCGAAGAAGUCGCCCGCGCUCCCGAUCCCGCCGGCUCGGAACUAUCACGCAACAACACCCUCGAGAAGCUCUGGGCCGUCAUGAUGGAAUUAUUCACCGAAGUCAUCGGCGAAGGCGGUCUAGGACGCGUGCUCCGCGCGGAAUACCGCAGUCGCGGAACGGGAGGGGUGAUAGGGGAGCAGGUUUUCCCUAUGGAUGAGGCGGUCUUGGGAGGGUAUAUAGGGCAUGGGAUGGGGUGGUGGAGGGGGGAGAGAGAGCCGGAGGGGGUGGCGGUGCAAGAGGCGUUUAAGUGUCGGAGUUGUGAGUUUGCGGAGGGGUGUGAGUGGAGGCUUGGGCAGGUGGAGGAGGCGAGGCGGAGGGCGAGGGGGGGGUGGAAGGGGUAGAGGGCGUGGUGUGGAGUUGGGUUUGGGGCGUCAGGGCGUGGCGGCUGGGGAUACCGGAUACGGCGAUGAGGAAAGAGAAGGGAUUGGGUUUUGGAUUUUCAAGAUAUAGAAAUGGGAUUUCCCAGAGUGCUGCCUGCAUCCCAUCCAGCUGUGAUGGUUGCUCCAGUGGCCGAGAGACACGUCCUGGUGCUCGUCGAUGUGUUCGCCGCCACCCCAGCGGUGGAGUCAGCUCCGCGCCCCUUUUUACAACAAUGAUUGGUCUCAUACCCUAGCGACAUCAAGCUCAACCGUUGAAGCUUCAUCCAGCCUCGGGUCUCCCCGAGUAGAACCCUCGUAAACUUGGGAUGGGACAAUAAAAAACAGCCUGACAGGGCAGAAUCCGCGCGAGUUAAAAUCGUCUGGUAGAGCGCGUCAGAUGUAUAAAUAUAAAAACACA
Molecule: messenger RNA, 1978 nt
Organism: Pseudogymnoascus verrucosus
Lineage: Eukaryota; Fungi; Ascomycota; Leotiomycetes; Thelebolales; Thelebolaceae
Exons: 3
Coding region: 1-1542 (513 amino acids)
Biological process (GO): interstrand cross-link repair
Cellular component (GO): mitochondrion; nucleus
Molecular function (GO): single-stranded DNA 5'-3' DNA exonuclease activity
Source: RefSeq, a predicted model, not a curated record